AUGACUACUCUUACCCAGCGCAGGUCCGGCCUGGUGCAGCGGCGCACGGAGGCCUCCCGGAAUGACAGGGAGAGAGCAGCUGAGGGGGAGGAUGAGGACAAGGGCCAUGAGGAGCAGAACGAGGACGAGAGGGCCGGGGACAAGGAGGCCAGGCUUACCCUGAUGGAGGAAGUGUUGCUGUUGGGGCUGAAGGACAGGGAGGGAUAUACAUCAUUUUGGAAUGAUUGCAUUUCUGCUGGCUUACGUGCUUGUAUGUUAAUUGAACUGGCAUUUAGGGGCAGAAUUACUCUUGAAGCUGUUGGUAUGAGACGCAAAAGUCUCCUCUCAAGAAAGGUAAUUUGUAAAUCUGACGCCCCAACGGGAGAUGUUAUGCUUGAUGAAGCCUUAAAGCAUAUAAAGGAAACCCCAGCUCCAGAGACUGUACAAAGUUGGAUUGAACUCCACAGUGGAGAGACAUGGAAUCCAUUGACGCUACACUACCAGUUAAGAAAUGUGCGUGAACGUUUAGCUAAAAACCUUGUAGAAAAGGGUGUUUUGACAACAGAAAAACAAAACUUUCUUCUCUUUGACAUGACUACACAUCCUCUCACCAAUAAUAAUAUCAAGCAGCGUCUCAUCAAGAAAGUACAGGAAGCAGUUCUUGACAAAUGGGUGAAAGAUCCUCAUCGCAUGGACAAACGUUUGCUGGCCCUUAUCUACCUAGCCCAUUCUUCCAACGUCAUUGAGAAUGCAUUUGCUCCCCUUUUGGAUGAUCAAUAUGACUUGGCUAUGAAGAGAGUGCGGCAACUGCUUGAUCUAGACCCAGAAGUUGAGUGUACAAAGGCAAAUGCUAAUGAAAUCCUUUGGGCCGUGGUAGCUACCUUUACCAAGUAAAUACAGUGGACUGGAGUGCUCAUUUUAUGUAAAUCCAGUUGUUUCUGCUUGAUAUUUUUG
Messenger RNA from Bombina bombina (fire-bellied toad), 933 nucleotides. RefSeq names its product Golgi phosphoprotein 3-like. Gene Ontology annotation, cellular component: Golgi cisterna; trans-Golgi network; cytosol. The record is from RefSeq and is a predicted model, not a curated record. Lineage: Eukaryota; Metazoa; Chordata; Amphibia; Anura; Bombinatoridae. The transcript has a single exon. Gene Ontology annotation, biological process: Golgi organization; retrograde vesicle-mediated transport, Golgi to endoplasmic reticulum; Golgi to plasma membrane protein transport. Gene Ontology annotation, molecular function: phosphatidylinositol-4-phosphate binding. Bases 1 to 873 code for a protein of 290 amino acids.